Macrobrachium nipponense is the source of this 4480-nucleotide messenger RNA. RefSeq lists its product as uncharacterized. The record is from RefSeq and is a predicted model, not a curated record. The coding region runs from base 1294 to 2562 and encodes 422 amino acids. NCBI's taxonomy places the organism in Eukaryota, Metazoa, Arthropoda, Malacostraca, Decapoda, Palaemonidae. The transcript is spliced from 3 exons.
GAGCAAAAAAGAAAUGGUAUUGCACAAUGAAAACCGAGAGGAUAGAAAAAAAUAAUUGUCGAAACCAUAGGAAGAAUGGAAAAUAAUGAAGCUCGAGAGGAAAGGACAUACCAUAGAAAUCAGAGUGAGAAUGGAAUAACACAAAAAUAAAAGAGGAAAUGACAUUGUAGAGAAAGCAAAGAGGAUUGAAAUAAUAAGGGAGUCAGAGAAGAAAUAGCAUAGCACAGAAAACAGAAUAGAAAACAAGAACGCCCAAGAGGAAAUGGCAUUGAAAGAGACAUGAGAGAGAGAACAGAUAAACAUGGAAGCCAAAGAGGAUAUGGCAUAGCAUAGAAACCAGAGAGAGAAUGGAAUAACACAGAAGCCCAAGUGGAAUUAUCGUUGCAGAGAAACCAGAGAGAAUGGAAAGCAAGUAAGCCCCAGAGGCAAUAGAAAUAGACCCCAGAGAGAGACUGAAAUAACAGAAUCCCAAAAGGAAAUGAGGUAUCACAGCAACCAGACAGCGAGAAUGGAAAACAAAAAGCCCUAGAGGAAAUAGCGUGGUAAAGAAAACAAAGAGAGAAUGGACAGCAAGGAGGCGCAAGAGGAAGUAAAUAUCACAUAAAAGAGACGAAUUGAUCAACAUAGGCGUAGAAGAGGAUAUCGUAGCACAGGAACCAGAUUCGAAUAACGCACAAGCCCAAGAGAAGAUGUUAACGCACAGGAACCAGAGACAGAAUGAAAUAACACGGGAGUAUUAGAGGAAAUAACAUAAGACAAAGGGAUAAAUCCAGAAGAACGAGAGGAAAUGCCUAAUAUGGAUGAAAGAGAGGGAACUGAAUAAAACGAAGAUAGUAUAAAUAACUUUGCAGGUGAGCUGAAUGGAUUAUGACGCUAUCCCAUAAGUAAGGGGAAUAGAACGGAAAACCUUGGAAGUCGAAGUGGAAAUGUAGUAAUGCAUAGAUCCGAGAGAGAAUGGCAAUGUAUGGAAUAUGGAAUAUUGUGGAUUUUGAAGGAGGAAAAAGGAUGCUAAUUGUGAUGCUCAGUAGAUGGGAUAAUACAACGCGAAGAUAUAAUACAGUGAAUGCUAAAAUGGACGGUGUUGGGUACUAAGUCCACAGGCGUGCAUUAUACACCAAGUUCUUUCUUUCUCUCUCUCUCUCUCUCUCUCUCUCUCUCUCUCUCUCUCUCUCUCUCUCUCUUUCUAUCGAGAGUGCAAUACCUUAUAAUCAGUCUCAAUUGUUCUGUCCUGAGAGAAGGAAAGUGUGUUCUCCUCGCUGAAGUGUCCAGAAAGAAAACCGCUUGGGUCUUGCAAUGUCACUUUCAAUAACAAAUGUGUCGGACCCUAAGAGUAUCAUUACGGAGGAAUAUGUUAAGAAAGCUCUCAUAGCAGACAAGGGAAUCCAGGCUGUCUUAAAAUGCUGGAAGGUCGCUGAUUUCACCAAACGAGGGGAUAACUAUGCCUGUGAAGUAACAAGUGUAGAGGUCAAAUAUUCUUUGAAUGAUAAGGAAGAGUGUGAGGUCACUUACGUUGUAAAACUAAAUCCUCAUUGGAAUUUUGCAGAUUCCGAAGACCAUACACAACUUUUCUUUGAAAAGGAGGGUAAAUUUUAUGAAGAACUUGUGCCAGCGUUGAAUGAAGCACUGAUGUCUGCAGGCCAAAAGCCUCUUCGUUUUGCUAAGUGUUUCCUUGUUUCCUUAGAAGAAGGAAAGGAACAACUUUAUCUUGAAGAUCUAAGAGCAAGAGGUUUCAAAAUGUUUGACAGGAGGAAAGGAAUGGAUGAAUGUCACAUUGCUCUCGUCAUUUCCGAGCUUGCCAGACUGCACGGUGCAUCUUAUCUCCUGACAAAGAAGGUUUUGGAAGGAGAAUCUGCAGCAGCAAGAUAUGAAUUUUUAUCAAAAGAUCUUCUGAAUUUCUCCCCAAAUAUCAAAGAAUUAUAUGUGUCAUGUAUGGAGAGUAAUGUUGAUACCGGUUUAAUGAUGUUAGAUAGAAUUGGUGGUUAUGAAACUGCCAUUGGUUGGCUGAAGUCCUUCAAAUCUGAAGUUGAAAAUGUUUUAUCUUCAGGAAUACAAAGUACAAGAUUCAGAAGCAUAUGCCAUGGAGACUGCUGGAACAACAAUCUUCUAUUUAGAUACAACACUGAAGGUCAUCCAGUGGAAGUUAUGUUGUUAGACCUUCAGAUGUGUCGCGAAGCUUCUGCUGCAAGUGAUCUGAAUUACUUGCUUUGUACAAGUGUCAACGGAGACGUGAGGAAACCAAAGCUCCGUCAUUUCCUGUCUCUUUAUCAUUCAACCUACAAGGAAGUCCUACAAGGGGGCGAUAUGCCCAUGCAUUUUACUCUGGAAGAACUCAUAGAGGAAUAUAGAGACAAGAGUAAGUAUGGAUUGCUCUUUUCCUUGGCUAUCUUACCAAUAGUAUUGGCAGAACCGGAGGAAGUUCCAGAAAUGUCAGAUACAGACUCUGAAACUCUUAUGAACCGUUUCAGAGCAUUAGUUUUGGAACAUCUCGAAACAAAUCCCCUGUGUAAACCUCGCUUCCUGUCAAUUUUUGACGAGUUUAUGGAAACAGGAGUCAUCUCAUGAUUUUAUUGUAGACCAGAUUCAAUUCCAUCAAUGAAUGAUUCUCUGAAGACAUGGCAUAUCAAAUCUGUUUAAUCAUUUUGCCUUUAGAUUUCUGCAAAUGCAUACAUUGAAUUGUUCUAAACCUGGCAAUAUGCUGAGGCAGUUGAUGUCCGCUAAGUACCAACAUUCUUAGGUUUUCCUUUACAGUUUAAUUAGAGUUAGUUACUUUAUUCCUCUUAUAAAUUAUCUGACACAGCAAAGAACUCCUGGAAGCUUCGCUUAGUUUGUUUGCUUAUUUAUUUGUUUGCUUGUUUUUCCUUUUGCUAUGAGAUAGCUGUUCCUUCUGAGUCUACUAUAUAAAAUACAUAUCCUAGUUUAGUAACAUUGAAAUGCCUGUAGUAAUACCCCACUUUCAUAAUAAUUAACCACGACCAGUUUUAAUUACUAAAUGACUUUUCACAUUGUCUCUGUUUUUACAUUUUAGUUUCCACUUAUGAAUUCUUUUAUCCCUUUAUGUUUUAGAAUUUGGUACUUGAAAUUCCAAAUGAAAACCUGUUUUCAUAAGAUGGUUUACAAUAUAGAAUUAUCUAUAGGAUGUCAAGAUUACACUGCUUGUGAUACUAAAUUCCGCUGAUAUUUCUCCAUAAACCUCACUCCUAGACAGUCAAGCAUUUUGUGAUGCCAUCUUCACUCCAAACUGUAAAUGGGCAAAGUCUGCAUAGAAGCCAAACUAAUGGAAUUAACAGCCAACAAUGGCCCAUGAUCUCUUUUACAAUUUUGCUACAGAGUAACAAAUUAAAAGAUAUAUGGGGAAAUGAUGAAACGGCUAAAUGGAGUCUUUCGAAUUUGCAACAUUCCUGUCAUUUUCUAUACCUGAGGCAUGCCAAGUUAAUCAAAAUGAUAAAAAUCCUAUCUGUUUAUUAUGCACUUGCAGUGAGAUAUGUACAUAUAUGUGCGUGUGUAUAAAUAUACAUAUAAUGCGUGUGUUUGUGUGUAUGCGAAUGCAGAGACUUUUACUCAGUUCGCAAAAUGGAGCUUCACUUUUGGUUAUUUGCUGAAUUUCCUUAAAUUUUAAGCCAUUACGUGCAAUUUCUAAAAAAUUGGCACUGCCAUCAUAAAGAAGGUGUAGAUUUGACAAAAAAAUGCUAUGAUUUUCUGGUACCUUUAACAGUUUAUGAAUUGAAAUAUUACAUUAAAAUUUACAAAAAAAAUUAUUAUACAUGAGUACACAUUGCAAAUUUGAAUAAUGAACCCAGAUACUAUCCUGUCUAAAUAUUAAAUCGUCGUGUUGUUUUGGAUAGUGUUAUUUCAAGACUGAUUUCAUGUAAAUCGCAGGAACUCCCUUAUAGUUGGAAAUAUUACAUAAACAUAUAAGUCAUUUUGAAAAAUAAAACACUAAGACAAGUGGGGGAAAUUGUCCGAGUGGGGCAAUAGUUUCUCUGACAAAUCUGCAAGAUGUUUUACGCUUUUUGCAUUUCGAGAGGUUUAGUAUAGUACUUAUAUUCUUAAAUUCUUGCGUGAGUGUUCAAAGUUAAAUGGGUAUCUAGUAAUGCCAAGAAAUACUUUAAAGAUCGUAUUAAAUUUUCAAUCUGAUGAGUGACUUUGGGAAAAUCAAAGAAGUUCGGACAAUUAUAUCGAAAAAACUGUGAUUUUUUAAAAAAUAUAAACACAAUACUCGGUUUUGGCAUGCAGUAGGAAUGGAGUAUAUUAGUUUUUUUGAAUUUCUCUUGAAUGUAUAAAACUGUUUUUCGCGUGAUUGUCCAUUUUUCAGCUUAUAUUAGCUCUUCUCUCUUUAAUCAAGAAAAAUAAAUUAUAUAUUCCUAUAUUGUUCAACCGAAUAGUGAAAGCUGUUUUAGGCAGUAUUGAUAGGAUAUCAUAAACACAUGUUUAUAGCUUAAUGUGGUGUUCAAAAUAAAAAAAAAAUAAAGUGUACAAUGUC